CCAAGUCGUAAACGCACUCUGCCUCUCUCUCCAUCCCUCCGCCUCCAAAACCCUAAUCUCCCCCAAAACCCGGCCCCGCCGCCUCUCCAGCCAUGCCUCCCAAGUUCGACCCCUCCCAGGUCGUCGAGGUCUACGUCCGCGUCACCGGAGGCGAGGUCGGCGCCGCCAGUUCCCUCGCUCCCAAGAUCGGUCCUCUCGGUCUCUCCCCCAAGAAGAUAGGAGAAGACAUCGCCAAGGAAACCGCCAAGGACUGGAAGGGCCUCCGGGUCACCGUCAAGCUCACGGUCCAGAACCGUCAGGCCAAGGUCUCCGUCGUCCCCUCCGCCGCGGCUCUCGUCAUCAAGGCGCUGAAGGAGCCCGAGCGCGACCGGAAGAAGGUCAAGAACAUCAAGCACAGCGGCAACAUCAGCCUCGAUGACGUCAUCGAGAUCGCAAAGAUUAUGAAGAACAGAUCGAUGGCUAAGGAUUUGUCAGGGACUGUGAAGGAGAUCCUCGGGACCUGUGUUUCUGUUGGGUGCACUGUGGACGGGAAGGACCCUAAGGACUUGCAACAAGAAAUUACCGAUGGAGACGUGGAGGUUCCACUGGACUGAGCUCUUUUGCGUUUGGCAUUGAGGCCAGUUUUGGUAUUUAUAAAAGAUUUGUUUUUGUUGGGUUUUGUUUUAUGGUUUUCUCCCCAGUUAUGAAUUCUAUAGAGGCAUUUAAUCUAAUGGGAAAUGUAGCGAUUUAGAGUGAAUGUUUUUUUUUUUUCAGAAAAUUAUGUUGGGACGUAAAUUUUAUGUUCAAUCUGAAUGCAUUUGCUUAUGCACAUGAGUUAUGAUUGUUUAUUUGAUGUUUUGGUGGGUUGGCAUAUAUGUGGUUGAUGAUGGACAUGUGUUUAUUUACUUCACUCACAGGUGGAGAGUGAUUCGCUGUGUUUAUUUAGUUGAUCAAGUUGUAGAUUCUCUGGUCUCAAUGUACACCAUUGAGAACAUACAACUUUGUUUAAUUUCUGAACGGCGUUGUCUAUUGACUUCACUCACAGGUCAAGAGAGAUUCGCUCUGUUUAUAUAGUUGAUUAAGUUUUAGUCUUUCUGGUCUCAAUGUACACCAUUGAGAACAUUCUAAUAGUGUGGAAUGAUGACUUCAGUUUCUGAAUUGUGGUGAAAUGCAUUAGGUAUGCAAUUACAAUUUGGUAAAGUGUUUAGAUGAUGUUAUGUGCUUCCUUGAAUCAAUUUGUUAGUUUGUUAUCUGUGUAACCUAGGGUUCUUAUGUCGAGUUUCCUAUGGAACAGAGAACUGAGUUUGAGUCUUAUUGUGUGGAUCUUAUAAACAUGAGUUUUGUAGCAACAAAGACAAGUUUUUGAGUCUCAGGCUUGGAGCUAAUAAAGAUGUGAAUCAACAAGUUGGGAUCCUAUAAAACUUGAACCUUUUUGAUUGAGUCAGUUGGAAUAGGGGUUUAUAUGCUCAUUGAUAUAUUGUGCUUUAUUAUUUUUUUUUGUUUCCUUUGUUGUGUGGUACAUAGGGCAUCAAUUGUGACUUUCUGCCUAUAAUGCGACUUAUUUUGGAGUAAAGCAGAGUCCAGUUUUGAUACUUGUGUCGUUAGUUGUGAACUUGUAAUAUACAAAAUGGCAGAAACAAGUGUAUCGUUAUCUUUUUUUUUUCUGUCUUCUGUUAAUGUUUACAUUUGAGUUGAGACUUUAUGUAGUUCUUUAGGAAAGGUUUUGAUUACAUGAGUACAUGACUGGUGGAUUUUGAUUAGAUGUAGGUCUUUGUAAGGGUUUGGAUAGUUGUGACACUUUGGUGCUAUUGAUUGAUUAUGCUUUUGCAGUGUUGCCCAAUUGCCAGAUAAUUCUCUAGGCAUACCUAUUAAUGGAAAUUCAUGCAUGUACAUACAACCAUCCUCAUGUGAUCAUUAACUAGUAGAGGGGGGCUGUGAGGCGAUGUUUCAUAGGUAAUGCAUUUGCCAGAUGCUUUCUUUACUUCUUGGCACAGAAGUGAGAGGUAGAGAACAAUUUGGCAAAUUAAGGCUGGUAAUUUAGAGGCUGCUAUUGCUGUCCCUGCACGUUUCUCCUUGUAUUCCUUGGCCUAUAUCUCUUGCCAAGAAAUUGGGAAUGCUAUGUUUAGGUACUAGGAUUGCGGAUUGCCACUGGUCUCCCAAAGAUUUGCUAAUUACUACAGAUUUUCAUCUUUUAGGUAUUUUCCCAUUCCGACCUACCCUUUUCUACUAUAAAGGGCCUCCACAUUCCUACCGAUGUUGUAAUAUCUUCUGCUCUCUUACAAUAGACACAAAAGCGACCCUGUUGAUCUCUCUUCUUUCUUGUUAAAAGAACCCUGUUGAUCUCUCUUCUUUCUUGUUUUAAAGGGGGAAGAGAGACCUUUUUGAAUAUCCUUUGUGAUCAGAAUUCGUAACUCGUGUUUGACCUGCUUCAAUGGCAAAGGAGAUUAGGAAUCUGGAUGCGUGGAUGGAGGUAGUUCCUGCCCCUUUCAUUUACCCACGAAAGACUUCGAAUUCUCCUGGUUUAGAGACGAUUCCAGAGGAAAGUGUUGAGGAAGGUGAUGAUGAGCCAUAAAUUUUGAAUGGCUUUCUUGCCAUUCUUUGAAAAUGGAUCCGGUGCACAUUCUUAAAGACUCAGUUUGGAUGGAUUCAUCUCGAAAGCCUCCGUUUCGUUGGAAAGGAACUGCAGUGGUUCACAGAAUGGAUGCAGGCUUCGAUUGGGCGCUUUUAACAAAUGAAUUUUGGAAGUUCUUCUGACGUUGUCUGAUGCGCACGUCAUUGUAAAUUUGUAAUUAGUUUCUAUGUGGAUGUCUGUAAAUAGUUUUUCAAUAAAUGAGCACCAGAUGAAUUUUUCAUCUUACACCA
Messenger RNA from Rosa rugosa (rugosa rose), 2841 nucleotides. RefSeq names its product large ribosomal subunit protein uL11. Gene Ontology annotation, biological process: translation. NCBI's taxonomy places the organism in Eukaryota, Viridiplantae, Streptophyta, Magnoliopsida, Rosales, Rosaceae. The coding region runs from base 93 to 593 and encodes 166 amino acids. Gene Ontology annotation, molecular function: large ribosomal subunit rRNA binding; structural constituent of ribosome. Gene Ontology annotation, cellular component: ribosome; cytosolic large ribosomal subunit. The transcript has a single exon. The record is from RefSeq and is a predicted model, not a curated record.